GGCACCUUCGCGUCAUGUUCUUCCCGCUCUUUGCAUUCGCCGCUGUACGAAUUACUGUCGAUUAUAAUCACAGCGCUCAUGUCGAAUGCCCUUUAUAUCGCAUGCAACAUCGCGAUCGAGGACGUCAUCCACAGAGCCAGCUCCGGCGUUGUUGUCUGGAAUGGCGUGGGCGGGCUGAUCAAUGCGGCAGCGUCAACAGUGCGAGCAACCAGCCAGACCACAUUCAGCGUCAAUAUCACUGGCCGUCAGGUAGGUAAGCAAGCACAAAAUGCUCGCGAUCCAACUCCCAAAGAAACCUCAGACCCCCUCACCCACCCAACAUACGUCUCUCUCUUAACCACGCACCCAAACCAGACCAUAACAAUGCCCAUCUACCCCACCCUAGCCACGCUCCUAGUCUUCAACCUCACGCGCUCCCUCAUCGCAACCAUCUGUUCCUUCUCCAACUACAAUGCUGCCUCCGCUCUCGCAAUCUCCUGGGACGGCGCUUUCGAAACCCGCGAGGGCCUCCGCUCAGCCCUGGUGUGUCAAAGGCGAACCUCCAACUUUGGCGUGCCAUGACGCUCUCCUGCUCACCCACUACUUAGCUACAUACCCCGCGAACAGGCAUACCUUUACCCUCGCUUACCCUCGCU
Aplosporella prunicola CBS 121167 is the source of this 635-nucleotide messenger RNA. RefSeq lists its product as uncharacterized. The coding region runs from base 79 to 561 and encodes 160 amino acids. NCBI's taxonomy places the organism in Eukaryota, Fungi, Ascomycota, Dothideomycetes, Botryosphaeriales, Aplosporellaceae. The record is from RefSeq and is a predicted model, not a curated record. The transcript has a single exon.